AUGGCUCCCAGAAUCGCCAUCGUCUACUACUCGAUGUACGGCCACAUCAAGCAGCUGGCCGAAGCCGAGAAGCAGGGCAUUGAGAAGGCUGGAGGCACCGCCGAUCUUUACCAAAUUGAAGAGACCCUGCCUCAAGAGGUGCUCACCAAGAUGGGCGCUCCCCCUAAGGCUGCCGACGUCCCCGUCCUCUCCGACCCGGCUAUCCUGAAGGACUACGAUGCCUUCCUCCUCGGCAUCCCGACUCGUUACGGCAACUUCCCUGCUCAGUGGAAGACCUUCUGGGACCGCACCGGCGGCCAGUGGGCCACCGGCGCCUUCUGGGGCAAGAUGGCAGGCCUCUUCAUCUCCACAGGCACCAUGGGCGGCGGCCAGGAAUCCACCGCCAUCGCCGCCAUGUCGACCCUCACCCACCACGGCAUCAUCUACGUCCCCUUCGGCUACGCCAAGGCCUUCGCCCAAAUGUCCGACAUGAGCGAGGUCCGCGGCGGCUCCGCCUGGGGCGCCGGCACCUUUGCCGGCGCCGACGGCUCCCGCCAGCCCAGCGCCCUCGAGCUCGAGAUCGCCACCAUCCAGGGCGAGACCUUCUACCAGACCGUCGCCAAGUACACCGGCUCCGGCUGA
This is a messenger RNA of Sodiomyces alkalinus F11, 621 nucleotides long. RefSeq names its product flavo protein WrbA. Gene Ontology annotation, molecular function: FMN binding; NAD(P)H dehydrogenase (quinone) activity. The transcript has 4 exons. The record is from RefSeq and is a predicted model, not a curated record. NCBI's taxonomy places the organism in Eukaryota, Fungi, Ascomycota, Sordariomycetes, Glomerellales, Plectosphaerellaceae. The coding region runs from base 1 to 621 and encodes 206 amino acids.